This is a messenger RNA of Gorilla gorilla gorilla (western lowland gorilla), 875 nucleotides long. RefSeq names its product C-C motif chemokine ligand 15 (gene CCL15). Gene Ontology annotation, cellular component: extracellular region. Gene Ontology annotation, molecular function: CCR chemokine receptor binding; chemokine activity. Bases 422 to 763 code for a protein of 113 amino acids. Gene Ontology annotation, biological process: inflammatory response; antimicrobial humoral immune response mediated by antimicrobial peptide; cell chemotaxis. The transcript is spliced from 5 exons. Lineage: Eukaryota; Metazoa; Chordata; Mammalia; Primates; Hominidae. The record is from RefSeq and is a predicted model, not a curated record.
AAUAGAACUGGAAAGGGAAAAAAGGCAGCAUUCACCACAUCCCAAUCCUGAAUCCAAGAGUCUAAGAUAGUCCCCCACUCCUAUCUCAGGCUUAGAAGAUUAGAUUAAUCUCCUGGAGGGAAGACUCUCCCUUGAAACAUUUUUUUUAAUCUGCCUGUAGCUACUGGGAUAAUUCGGGAAAUCCACAGGGACAGUUCAAGUCAUCUUUGUCCUCUACUUUCUGUUGCACUCUCAGCCUUGUUCUCUUUUUAGAAACUGCAUGGUAACUAUUAUAUAGCUAAAGAAGAGCAUUCUGACCUCUGCCCUGGGACUUCCUGGAUCCUCCUCUUCUUAUAAAUACAAGGGCAGAGCUGGUAUCCCGGGGAGCCAGGAAGCAGUGAGCCCAGGAGUCCUCGGCCAGCCCUGCCUGCCCACCAGGAGGAUGAAGGUCUCCGUGGCUGCUCUCUCCUGCCUCAUGCUUGUUGCUGUCCUUGGAUCCCAGGCCCAGUUCACAAAUGAUGCAGAGACAGAGUUAAUGAUGUCAAAGCUUCCACUGGAAAAUCCAGUAGUUCUGAGCAGCUUUCACUUUGCUACUGACUGCUGCAUCUCCUACAUCUCACAAAGCAUCCCGUGUUCACUCAUGAAAAGUUAUUUUGAAACGAGCAGCGAGUGCUCCAAGCCAGGUGUCAUAUUCCUCACCAAGAAGGGGCGGCGAGUCUGUGCCAAUCCCAGUGGUCCGGGAGUUCAGGAUUGCAUGAAAAAGCUGAAGCCCUACUCAAUAUAAUAAUAAAGAGACAAAAGAGGCCAGCCACCCACCUCCAACACCUCCUGAGCCUCUGAAGCCCCCACCAGGCCAGCUCUCCUCCUGCAACAGCUUCCCACAGCAUGAAGAUCUC